CUAUGCACUGAAGAGGGAAAUGUCCAACCAAACCACCGUGACUGAAUUCCUGCUCCUGGGCUUUUCUGAUAUUUGGGAGCUCCAGAUCUUACACUUUGUUAUCUUUCUCACAGCGUACUUGGCAACCCUGAUGAGGAAUCUCCUCAUCAUCACAGUUGUAACUCUUAACUGUGAACUUCAUUCUCCCAUGUUCUUUUUCUUGAUUAAUUUGUCCAUUGUGGACCUUGGCUCCAUCUCAGUGACCGUGCCCAAAUCCAUGUCUAACUCUUUAUUGAACACCAGGUUAAUUACCUACUCUGGAUGUGUUGCUCAAGUGUUUUGUCUCCUCUGCUUCUUGGGAGCAAAUUUAUCCCUUCUCACGGUUAUGGCAUAUGACCAAUACAUUGCUGUCUGCAAACCACUGCAUUAUGGGAUAAUUAUGAACAGAAGAGCUUGCGUCCAGAUGAUUGCCAGUGCUUGGGCUGCUAGUGUCAUCAACUCUGCACUGCACACAGGGAACACCUUUAGUCUCCCCUUCUGCCACUCAAAUACCAUCAACCAGUUCUUCUGUGAAGUGCCCCAGCUGCUCAAGCUCUCCUGCUCUGACACAUACCGCAGAGAGCUGGCAGCCCUUGCCUUCAGUGUGUUUUUAGCUCUUGGUUGUUUUGUUUUCAUCGUUGUGUCGUAUGUUCAGAUCUUCACCGCAGUGUGGAGAAUCCCCUCUGAGCAGGGCCGGCAGAAAGCCUUCUCCACCUGCAUUCCUCACCCGAUUGUGGUCUCCCUGUUUAUCUUCACUGGUGCCUUUGCCUACAUGAAACCCACCUCCUACUUCCCAUCCUCUCUAGAUCUUCUGACAGCUGUUCUGUAUUCUGUGGUUCCUCCAAUGGUAAAUCCAUUCAUCUAUAGCAUGAGGAACAAGGAGAUCAAAUGUGCUCUGAGAAAACUGCUCCAAAGGCAGAUGCUCUCCAAGAACAGGAUGUCCCUUUUUACUUUGUGUGUUUGGUUUACUACUUUGUUUCUUUAGAUCUAUAAUGAAAUCAUUAAAUUAAGUUUUCAUAAUGUCGUGUGCAUUCUGCUUAUGAAACAUGACACUUCUCAGCUACAUUCAGCAGUGCGAUAAAAUCUGUGUUACUCAACUGGAGUCAUUUUGUGUUAGAAUUGUUGAAGUGCAAGUGAAAAAGUCUGGUGUUCCUUGUGCCACC
Molecule: messenger RNA, 1181 nt
Organism: Alligator mississippiensis (American alligator)
Lineage: Eukaryota; Metazoa; Chordata; Crocodylia; Alligatoridae
Product: olfactory receptor 14C36-like
Exons: 1
Coding region: 20-1003 (327 amino acids)
Biological process (GO): G protein-coupled receptor signaling pathway
Cellular component (GO): membrane
Molecular function (GO): G protein-coupled receptor activity; odorant binding; olfactory receptor activity
Source: RefSeq, a predicted model, not a curated record